CUUGCAUCAAUCCAGGACUUCGGUUGACCCGAAACCAGAGCAAUAAAAUGGCAGUCCAAAGGUGAUCACACCCCAUAUCCCAUGUCAACCAAACGCAAAAGAGCGCCCACCAGCGCUCACAGCACCCCAUCAAAGCGCGCCCGAGCGGAGGAGUUAGAUGAUAUAUAUACCUUCCCAGACGAUGAGAUUACGUCCACCACCAGCACUCCCUCGAAACGCAGUGCAAAUAACAAAACAACCCUCAAGAUCAAUGGCGCAAGAACACCCAAGAGAGACUCGCUUGCGCAAACGCCUAAAUCUAAUCGGAACGUAUCCCUUUUCGAGACGCCAAGCAAAGUACGCUUCGAAGAUAGGCAAGACGUGCGAACAUCCAAUUCAUCUGUGAACGCUGAUCGCUCGGCAAGAAAGAAAGCAGCAGCCAGAGUCAUAGAGAGAUCAAUAACUGGGGGUGUAGGAAGUGAGGAGAAUGUCUCGGACGAUGAUAACCUGGCAAAGGAGAUUCUUAGUGAAGAUGACGAAGAAGAAAGAAAAGGGCAGCAAGAGGAUGUCGAAAUGGGUGUGGAACCAGAGACACCAGUCAAGCGAGGUCGAGGUAGACCGAAGGGUAGCAAGAACAAGCGCUCACCCACGCCCGAGCUGGCCAACCUGCCUGCACAUGAGGUAUAUUUUUGGCAGAACAGGCCUGGCGCGGGUAAAACGUCCAACAACACAUUGGCGUCGCAUUUGCUGCUAAACCAUGAUGAAUACUUCACCUUCCGACAGGCUCAUGUGGAGCCGCAUCAGGAGGAGAUAGAUUUUCUACUGAAGCUGCAUAAGAGUGCUUUCCCGCAGUGGGUUUUUGAGCUGCAGGAAGGCUUCAACCUGUGCCUAUUCGGCUAUGGAUCGAAACGACAUGUCUCCCAGGCGCUGGCAGAAUAUGUCUCAGAACAUGCGGAGAAGCCACCCAAAAUUGUGAUUGUAAACGGCUACAACCCUGCAUUGACUCUAAGGGACAUCCUCACAAUGGUUGCAAGCACACUAUUCCCGAAGAACGUUAAGCUUCCUAUGCACACGACCGCGUUGCACCAGCUUAUCUUGGAGACCCUGACCUCGAAACCGCCUGACCAGCCCGUGUACUUGAUGAUCAACUCAAUAGAUGCUGCACAGUUGCGCAAGCCACUCAUCCAAAGCACGCUAGCAUCUUUGGCAUCGCAUCCAAAACUGUGUCUAAUUGCCACUGCAGACACCCCGAACUUUCCCUUGCUCUGGGACAUUAGUUUACGGCAACAAUUUCGAUUUCUGUUUCAUGACAGCACGACAUUCGCACCAUUUGACGGCGCGGAAAUCGACGUUGUGGAGAGUGUCAACGAGCUUCUUGGCAGGAGUGGACGCAGAAUAGGCGGACGUGACGGCGUUGGAUAUGUACUCAAGUCGCUACCCGAAAACGCGCGGAAUUUGUACAGGAUUCUGGUUGCGGAGCAAUUAGCAGCUUCAAUUGAUGUAGAUGAUCCGGCCCUGGGUGAUGACGGGGACGACGACAUGGACACUGCCACUGGCGGACAGCGCAGGGAUUAUGAAGAUGCUGGUGUAGAGUACAGAGUCCUGUACCAUAAGGCUAGGGAAGAAUUGGUCUGCAGCACAGAGCACCAGUUUAGAACUUUGCUCAAGGAAUUCUACGACCAUCAGAUGGUCGAGAGCAGACGAGAUGCGUUGGGAGCUGAAAGACUUGUCGUACCAUUCAGGAAGGAUGAUCUGGAAGGACUGCUCGAAGAGCUCGUCGAAUAGAAUGAAGGUUGACAUUCUAGCGACGACUAUGAUCCAAAACUCUCGCAAUAUGAGUAACACUCACGAUGUCAUGCAGGACUGUUGAGUUUUAGCUCCUUGUCAUGCAAUCUCAAAAUCUUCAAACGUCACUUCCAACGGCAUCCCAUUUCGUUCCCCCUUUGGAUCUGGCGAACAACAAUACACGCCUAACCACGCUUCUGUUUCUCCUCUCUCG
Molecule: messenger RNA, 1978 nt
Organism: Verruconis gallopava
Lineage: Eukaryota; Fungi; Ascomycota; Dothideomycetes; Venturiales; Sympoventuriaceae
Exons: 1
Coding region: 82-1764 (560 amino acids)
Biological process (GO): DNA replication
Cellular component (GO): nucleus; nuclear origin of replication recognition complex
Molecular function (GO): DNA replication origin binding
Source: RefSeq, a predicted model, not a curated record